Messenger RNA from Polyodon spathula (Mississippi paddlefish), 2537 nucleotides. RefSeq names its product g6f-like (gene g6fl). Lineage: Eukaryota; Metazoa; Chordata; Actinopteri; Acipenseriformes; Polyodontidae. The coding region runs from base 240 to 1781 and encodes 513 amino acids. Gene Ontology annotation, biological process: positive regulation of ERK1 and ERK2 cascade; T cell activation; interleukin-15-mediated signaling pathway. The transcript has 11 exons. The record is from RefSeq and is a predicted model, not a curated record. Gene Ontology annotation, molecular function: MHC class II protein binding; protein tyrosine kinase binding. Gene Ontology annotation, cellular component: membrane raft; external side of plasma membrane.
AAGGGAUCGGGGCUCUCUGUGGUGGGUGAGUUGCGAAUUCUGUAUCCUGCCCAGAAUUAGAUACCAAAGAAAUUUCUAUUUAAAGAGAGUGAUCCCCCACACGCACACACAUACACACGCUGUCAGACUGGGAGAGCAGACCACACUCAAUUCAAGUUAACUGUAUAUGUAUUAGCUAUUAUUUUAUUGAUUGGGGACACAUUUUGGAGACCUGUAUUUCUAUCAGUAACAGUUGAGACAUGGAUAUUUUUAACAGGGCUGUCUUGGUCAUAUUGACAGUCUGUUGCGAUCCAACCGCUUCGAAGGAUGUUGACUGGGACAAGUGUGUGGUGACUCAUGUCGGGGUGCCCGUCUCCUUGCCUUGCUCCGAGCUGCAAGCCUACUGGCUGUGGAAGCCGUUGUCUGGCGAAUUGUGGCUUCCAGUCAUCUCGGCCAAAGGCAGGCUUGCUAACCUGGAGCUGAGCAGCUCGGAGAAGUUCUCUCUGACCUUCGAACCCGGGUUCCAGGACGCUGGGCGCUACGCCUGCCAGGGGCAGAGGCAGGAGGGCAGAAACCGCAUAUCUGGCAGCGUUACCUUGCUCAUCGUUGUCAGAGUCACAGGCAGCCCCGUGCCGGUCCCUGUAGAGAGAACCCUGUGGCUGAGCGCGAAGGUCUCCCACCAGACCGCUAAAGUGUCCUGGAUCUCCCCCAAGGGAACCCCCCUGCACUGCCGGGAAGACCUCACGGGAGCCAUCCUCGCCAAACUGCCCCGGGUCACCCGGCAAGACCAGGGCAAUUACAUCUGUCAAGUGCUGGUUCCGGGGGCCAAGGGGGAAUUCCUGUUCAACUACACCGUCACUGUGAUAGACUCCAAGCACAUGGACUUCAACAUGACCUUCGGUCCCCACCGGUCUGGUGGUGCCGUGGCUCAGUCACGCAUGUUGAUCCCGUGUGUCACGUGGCCUGGCGCAGAUCUGAUUCUUCUCUACUGGAAGGACCCAGACUCGCGGGAAAUGGAUCGAGUCUUCGAGUUCGACUUCUGGAGGCGGGACCUGGUGAACAAGAAGCAGCCUCGGCUCCAAUUGGCUGAGUCCGACCCCACCAGCCAGGGCAAUUAUUCCUUCCUGUUGACCCCUGACCUGGAAGACAACGGGGCGUACAGGUGUGAGGUGUUCAGAGACAGCAAGGUGUACAUCCAGAGCUUCAGCCUCACAGUGCUACAGGUCUGGGCUCUCAACACCUCUGUGGGUCUCAAGCUGAACUGCCUGUAUCGGGGGCCGUCACGGGUCACUGCUGGCUGGACCUUCCAGAACCAGAGCCUCAUGGUCAGUUCCACUGGACCGGGCUCUCUCUACACUGAGAUCAACGUCAAUCGAAGCCAUAGAGCCUCCUGGCAGGGCAAAGAGGGCAACUACAGCUGCACUGUCACCGUGGCGGGGCGGGAGCGUUACACGGCCAUCUACGCUCUCACGCUGCCCCCUGCUGUAGCGACUGACCCUCUGCAGCACCCUGCUGAGAGCUCCAGGACUCUGCUGGUGCUCCUGGGAGCUGCUCUAGGGGUGCUGGCUCUGGGAGCAGCCGGGAUCCUGCUGUGCUGUAAACAACGGUCCUGCCAGCGACACUUAGGGAUCCACAGACGCUCCGCCCCCCCGAUCGCAGAGCAGGACAAUCUGUACGAGAACCUGGAGGAGCUGCGCAAGGAAGUCUUCACAGGAAGUGACCCUCACAGCUCUGAGUACAUGGACCUGAGGCCCAGCGAGAGAGACAUCUACAAUGAGCUGGACAGAUACCAGACCUGUUGACUCACCACUGCACCUGGGAAUGAGUGAAAAUCAGCUCUCACCUGUACUUCGAAAUCAGUGACACCCCACUACACUCUCAACUGUGCCUCGAAAUCAGUGACACCCCACUCCGCUCUCAACUGUGCCUCGAAAUCAGUGACACCCCUCUCCGCUCUCAACUGUACUUCGAAAUCAGUGACACUCCGUUCUCAAUAGUACUUCGAAAUAAGUGACACUCCACUCUCAACUGUGCCUUGAAAUCAGUGACGCUGUGCCCAUCUCUUCUGUACCUGAAAUUCAGAUUUGUAUAUUAUUUUUAAGCACUGUAAAUAGCUGAAAAACUUUGAAAUAAAAUUAUUGUAUUUUACUCUUUUUCAAUAACUUAUACAUAUGUAGAUAUGGAUAUAUAUCCACGCGUGUUGCCAAGGGGCAGGUUAUUAUUAUAGAAGUAAAGUACAGGGUGGCCUGUCAGCCCAGCCCAGGAAGAUCAUUCAGCAUCGCUGGUAAAUCAAUCAUUCAGAGGAUACCACUGAACUCGUGAGAUGGAUUUCUCAUUACAAUCGUAUUUCUUAAGAGGAGCCGAUGAUCUGUUCAGGGAUAUCAGGGCAUUAAGUAAGGAAGGGGUCAGAGUGAGGAAACACGGGCAAUGCAAUCUCCAGCCGUAGUGCUGCUGUGAAUUGUUUGUUAUUUUCAUAAUCUGUGCUGGUGCUGAACAUAUACACACCCACUCACGCAACAGCUGUGUGUCUCGUUUACAGUUAACAAUUAAAAAUACAA